AUGCUUCAGGUGUUCAACUGGACUCACCGAAACGCUGCCGCGCAGCUUGCUGAACAGGACCGUAAGGCACGAGAGGAAAAGGAGGCUGCCUUGAAAAAAGAACGAGAGGAGGCGUUAAAAAAAGCCGAGAAUCAGAUGACAGAUCUUGAGAGGAAGCAGGCAGAACAAGUCGCUCGUUUUCGCGUUACGAAGGCGAUUGAGACUGUUCGGAAUGCGAUGCCUGGCCUGCCAAAAGACCAGGCUGCUGAAGAGAUGCGGCAGGUCAUGACAGAGUGGCUUCCAAAAGUUGCUGGGGAGGCACAGCAGGAGUUCCUCGAGCAGGCCACGUCGGCUCUCGCUGCUAAGCCUCCGCCGCAGCAGCCAGAGCCUGUUGGCCCUUGCGGUGGCUGUGGUGGCGGCCCUGGUGGCCCUGGUGGUCCUGGUGGCCCUGUUGGCGGUCCCGGUGGCCCCACGGGUGGUCCUCCCAGCGGCCCAGGGGGUCCAUGCUCCGGUGCUGGCGGUUGCAAUAUUGCAGAGGGUUUGCCCAAGAUGAUGGGCGUUCCUGGAUUGGCAGAAGGCCAUCCAAAGAUGCAGGCCAUCCCCACAAAGGAGGAGAUGCAAAACAAGACCUUCACAAAAGCUGCAGGUCCGCCGAAGCCCCUCAGCGCCAUGCCACCUCCCAGUGGCAUGAUGAUGGGGGACAUGAAAGGAGGCAAGGGCGGCUGCGGCUGUGGGGGCUCGAAAGGAUGUCCUUGUGGUGGCUGUGGUCCUCUUGGCAAAGGCGGCUGCAAAGGAGGCUGCGGAUGCGGAGGCUGCUGCUUCGGUGAGCUCACUGGUGGCUGCGGCGGGCCCGGUGGUCCCCCUGGUGGUGGCCCGCCCAGUGGUCCACCGGGCGGGCCUGGAGGCUGCGGUGGAUACGGAGGCGAGUGCGGUGGCUCCUUUGGUGGCUGCGGCCCUGGCCCCUGCGGCAAAGGAGGUUGCGGCUACAUGGGAAAAGGUGGCUGUAAAGGUGGCCCGUGUGGAGGAAAGGGUCCCAUGAUGGGCGGAAUGGGACCAGCGAGGCCAAUGAUGGGUGGAAAAUCAUUUGGCAAAGGUUAG
Messenger RNA from Symbiodinium pilosum, 1077 nucleotides. The record is from the annotation of a GenBank genome assembly. Lineage: Eukaryota; Dinophyceae; Suessiales; Symbiodiniaceae.